AUGUCCUCCGGCAUCGUGCUCAAUGACUCUGUCUACUGGGUUACCUUUCACGCCGGAUAUGACUUUGGGUACCUACUCAAGAUCCUCACUUGCAAUAGCCUCCUAGACACGCAAGUCAGGUUCUUUAAGCUGAUGAAGAUAUAUUUCCCAAUUGUGUACGACAUCAAGCACCUCAUGAAGUUCUACAGUAGCUUGCACGGCGGGCUAAACAAGCUCACCGAGCUCCUUACUGUAGAGCGCGUUGAAGAGUCCCACCAGGCCGGGUCUGAUAGCCUAGUCACAUCCUGCGCAUUCUGGAAGCUUAGGGACUCAUUCUUUGCUAGCUCGAUGGAGAAGCUCAGAGAUUCAUUCUUUGCCCCACAGCAAGCUUAG
Molecule: messenger RNA, 372 nt
Organism: Phragmites australis (common reed)
Lineage: Eukaryota; Viridiplantae; Streptophyta; Magnoliopsida; Poales; Poaceae
Product: probable CCR4-associated factor 1 homolog 7
Exons: 1
Coding region: 1-372 (123 amino acids)
Cellular component (GO): CCR4-NOT core complex; P-body; CCR4-NOT complex
Molecular function (GO): poly(A)-specific ribonuclease activity; nucleic acid binding
Source: RefSeq, a predicted model, not a curated record